Molecule: messenger RNA, 939 nt
Organism: Monoraphidium neglectum
Lineage: Eukaryota; Viridiplantae; Chlorophyta; Chlorophyceae; Sphaeropleales; Selenastraceae
Exons: 6
Coding region: 1-939 (312 amino acids)
Biological process (GO): protein import into nucleus
Cellular component (GO): cytoplasm; nuclear membrane
Molecular function (GO): small GTPase binding
Source: RefSeq, a predicted model, not a curated record
AUGGGUGCCGAGCAGCUCGCCGCCGCGUUCCAGGCGCUAUUCCACAGCGACGACCAGGCCACCAAGGUGGAGGCCAACCGCUGGCUGGACACGUGGCAGCAGACGCCCGAGGCGUGGGGCGUGUCGGACCGCGUCCUGCACGACCCCUCCAGCUCCCAGGACCUGCAGCAGUUUUGCGCGCAGACGCUGAAGACCAAGGUCCAGAGGGACUUUGAGGAGCUGCCGCAGGAUGCGGUCCCCCAGCUGCGGGACUCCCUGUUCGCGCUGCUCCUGCGCUUCGCCAACGCGCGCGCCCAGGCCGUCCGCACGCAGCUCGCGCUCGCCCUCGCCGCGCUCGCCGCGCACGUGCCCGCGGCAGCGUGGGGCGGCGAGGGCGGCGUGCUGCGGUGGUUUGCGGAGCGGUUUGCCAGCCAGGCGAGCGACGUGGCGCUGAGCUGCAUGCUGGAGAUUCUGACGGUGCUGCCGCAGGAGGCUGACAGCCGAAAGAUCAGCUGCCGGCCAGAGCGGCGCGCGGCCUUCCAGGAGGAGCUGCGGGGCUACCUGCCCCACGCGCUGGAGGUGCUCACCAGCUGCCUGGCCCAGCCCGAGCACGUGCGUGGCCAGGUGCUGGAGGCGUUUGGCUGCUGGCUGCGGCUGUCUGGCGGCCGCGGCCUGCCGGACGGCUUCGAGGCCCACCCCCUGGUGGCGGCGGCGGCGGCCGGGCUGCGCAGUGAGGCGUCCUUCCACCAGGCCGUUGACGCGGUGUGUGAGCUGAUCUGGGUGACGGUGGACCCCCAGACCUGCGCCCCCAACCCGGCCAUGCAGCCGCUGGCGGCCGAUCUGGUCAGGGCCGUCAUGGAGCUGCGGCCGCGCUUCACCACGGCGCUGCGUGUUGCGCAAGCAGUUGCCGUGGCCCUGGCCAUGGCCUUUGCACUCCCCCUCAUCUCCCCUGCUCCCUGA